Molecule: messenger RNA, 2355 nt
Organism: Aspergillus pseudoviridinutans
Lineage: Eukaryota; Fungi; Ascomycota; Eurotiomycetes; Eurotiales; Aspergillaceae
Exons: 7
Coding region: 1-2355 (784 amino acids)
Biological process (GO): carbohydrate metabolic process
Molecular function (GO): chitin binding; hydrolase activity, hydrolyzing O-glycosyl compounds
Source: RefSeq, a predicted model, not a curated record
AUGACUAUAGUUGUAGUGCUGAAAAGCCGUGCUCGAAUGGCGCCUGCUGCGGCGCAGGCGGCUACUGUGGAUAUGGUUCGCUCGUUCUAUCCCAACUGCACUUGCGCCUCAUCACUGACCGUCUCAAUAAAAGGACCAACCUACUGCGGCGAUGGCUGCGUGUCUCAGUGUGACGCUGUGGCCGAAUGUGGUCAGUACUCGGAAACAGGGAACAAAACCUGUCCGCUCAACGUCUGUUGUUCUCAAUAUGGCUUCUGUGGUACCACUGAGGAGUUUUGCUCUGGCGACUGUCAGAGCAAUUGCGAGUUGCAUCCGAGUCCCCCUGAGGGUGCAAGCACGGAUGAUGUCUAUCGAAGGGUCAUUGGAUACUACGAAGCGUGGAGUGCCCGUCGAGACUGCCAUCCGAUGGCUCCAGACGGGCUACCCAUUGAUGGCCUGACCCAUGUGAACUUUGCCUUUGCCUACAUCGACCCAGAUACCUACGAGGUAACCACGAUGGAUAGCGCAACGCCUGAAGAUCUCUUCCAGACAACCGCGGACGUUAAAACAUUCAAGACGGGCAAUGCGGAUUUGGAGGUCUUCGUCAGCAUCGGUGGUUGGACGUUUUCCGACAACAACACAGCCACUCAGCCUCUCUUUGGCGAAAUCGCGGCCGACGCCUCUAAGCGGCAGACCUUUGCCAAUAACGUCGUUCGUUUCCUGGACCAAUACGGCUUUGACGGUCUAGAUAUAGAUUGGGAGUAUCCAGGAGCCGGAGACCGUGGCGGUAAAGAAGGCGACACGGAAAAUUAUGUUCUUCUCCUCAAGACACUCCGAGAGACCUUUGGCAGGUCUCCCAGAUCCCUGGGUCUCACGUUCACUAUCCCUUCCUCCUACUGGUAUCUCCGGUGGUUCGACCUUCCCGGUAUGGUCAAGUAUGUCGAUUGGAUUAACAUGAUGUCCUAUGACCUCCACGGCUUCUGGGAUCGCAACAAUCCCAUUGGUAGCAUUGUCCAAGGCCAUACCAACUUGACGGAGAUCAAGUCCAGUAUGGAGCUCCUGUGGCGUGUUGGUAUCCCUCCCGCAAAGGUCGUCCUGGGCGUAGGAUUCUAUGGACGGUCAUUCCAGCUCGCGGACCCGGAUCGUAGUAAACCCGGAUGUCCGUUUGGCGGUGCGGCCAACCCUGGUGAAUGUACAAAUACUGCUGGUAUCUUGGGCUACUUUGAAAUCAUGGACAUUCUGAACGGCGCGACGACAUCUAGCUCUAUGAAACGGUCGGAUAAGCAGGUCACCCUCGUUCAUGAAGAGGAAGAUGCCGUCAAUUACCUUGUUUAUGAUGACAACCAGUGGGUAUCGUUUGAUAAUAAUGUGACUUUCCAGCAAAAGGUCGAUUGGGCAAAUGGCAUUGGCCUUGGCGGCCUCAUGAUUUGGUCCUCGGACAUGGACGACAAACAGUUUACCGGUCUACAAGGCCUUCUCGGCAAGCCUGUAGGCGGCAUCCAGAAUCCACUGGAGAACGCAAAGGCUGUGACCCAGGACUGGGCGGGUAAGAAUGGACAGCAAUGCAAGCGCUUUGACGACUGCGUCGACAUGGAAAACCCACAAGCCUCCAGUUGCGGUACCGGACAGGUCCGGAUCGGGUAUGAUGCCGGGGGCUGUGGUUCAGGCUACGGCAAGCCGAUCUGCUGUCCCUCCACCGCGUACCCGAAGUCCUGUCUCUGGCGUGGCGACGGAUCCGACUGCAAUGGCCAAUGUCACAGCGGAGAAAUGACGCUCCUAUACUCUUCGUGGGGCGGGGAUCCCACCGAGGGCAACCACAAGAGAUGCGGCCGCGGACGCAAGGCCUUCUGCUGUGUAGCUGACGAGUGGGAAAGUGAGAUCAAAGACUGUUAUCUGGGUAGAUGUGGAGGAGGGUGUUUGUCUGGCGACGAGAAAGUAGCCAGCGUUCAUGAUCCAGACAAGUGUGCCUACUCUUACAGCCACAGUGGUCCUCAAAACCGAGACUACUGCUGUCCCAGCCCCGCGAAGUUUACCAAUUGCCAUUGGGUUGGUAAGGGGGAUUGUGCCGACAACACCUGCGAUGACAAUGACAUUCAACUCAUGGUGAAUUCUUACGGUGACUCCAAGAGUUCAUGUCACUGGGGUCGACAGAAGGCUCUGUGCUGCGACGCGCCAGCCGAACAGGCCUUCCUGCCGGUUGAUCUCAAGGACAUUUUCCAAACCCUUCCGCCGUCGAAUGAUUAUGUCAAGUACGAUCUACAAUUUCCCAAGGGAGCGUCGAAAGGAAGCAACCCGGUCAAUACGGCUUUCUGUUGGGUUCUCAUUGACGGGCCAGAGGCGGCUGUGACGAGUGCAAAGGUCAAGAGAGACGGAUAG